AUGAGCGACGGACAGUCUUGUCAAGGCCAAGGGUGCUCGAAACCUGCCAAACUACAAUGCCCCACAUGUUUGAAGUCACAAGUUAACUCUUACUUUUGUUCACAGGAGUGUUUUACGAAGAAUUGGCCCACACAUAAACUUUUACAUAAAUCGGCCAUCAAAACCUAUACCCCGGCAUUUCCAUAUACAGGUACUUUACGUGCCGUAUAUCCUCUCUCCCCUCGACGAAAAGUUCCUGCGCACAUCGCGAGGCCCGACUAUGCUGACGAUCCGAAAGGUAAAUCAAGAUCCGAGCAGAUUGGCCGUUCAAACCUCCCAGUCCUAAACGAUGAAGAGAUUGCGGCAAUGCGAAAAGUGUGCGCGCUUGCACGUGAAGUCUUGGACAUCGGCGCGGCUUCAAUUAAACCUGGAAUUACAACCGACGAGAUCGAUCGAAUUAUACACGAUGCAACCAUUGAACGUGAUUCCUAUCCAUCACCUUUAAAUUAUUAUGAAUUUCCGAAAUCAGUAUUACUGGGAAACAUGAAUACGCUCACUGUUAUUGUAAACCAAAUUUCAAUGCUACCGGUUGACAAUGCCUUGAUAAUUCUGUUAGUAAUCUGCCACGGCAUUCCUGACCAGCGGGAGCUACAAGAUGGUGAUAUUAUCAACUUAGAUGUAACUUUGUACCAUGGUGGAUUUCACGGGGAUCUGAAUGAGACCUAUGUCGUUGGAAAUGUGGAUGAAGAAAGUCUGAAGCUUAUAAAAACUGCGAGAGAAUGUUUGAACAAAGCCAUUGAAUGCGUGAAACCAGGAUAUCUAUAUCGGGAUCUUGGCGCGGUUAUCGAAAAGCAUGCUAAGGCUAAUAAUUGUUCCGUUGUUCGAACUUAUUGUGGUCACGGUAUUCAUAGGAUGUUCCAUUGUGCACCGAACGUACCCCAUUAUACAAAGAACAAAGCAACUGGUAAGAUGAAGCCUGGGCAUGUCUUUACAAUCGAACCAAUGAUAAACCUCGGCACGUGGCGCGAUCAGCAUUGGACCGAUAAUUGGACUGCUGUUACGGCGGAUGGCAAGCGAAGCGCACAAUUUGAGCACACCUUACUAGUUACCGAGACUGGUGUCGAAGUUUUAACAGCGGGAGCCGGUGAAAAGCGAUUUUACCCCGAACAAUGA
Acaulospora morrowiae is the source of this 1152-nucleotide messenger RNA. The record is from the annotation of a GenBank genome assembly. NCBI's taxonomy places the organism in Eukaryota, Fungi, Glomeromycota, Glomeromycetes, Diversisporales, Acaulosporaceae.